Molecule: messenger RNA, 534 nt
Organism: Suillus paluster
Lineage: Eukaryota; Fungi; Basidiomycota; Agaricomycetes; Boletales; Suillaceae
Exons: 6
Coding region: 1-534 (177 amino acids)
Source: RefSeq, a predicted model, not a curated record
AUGCAUUUCUCAUUCAUCCUUGCCAUUGUUGCAGCUUUGACAACAUCUAUAUCUGCUGCUAGUAGUGCAGAUUCUGAAUCAUGCCUUGAUAUAUUACGGGCUUGCACUGGCCCUUACGUGCCAGAAGGCGCAAAAUGCUGCAAAGGUCUCGCUUCCUUGGCUUCAGAAUGGCAACACGAUGAAGUACUGCAUAGAUUGAGCAUGCCACGACAGCCAGAGACUAAUGUCAAACGUUCACGAGGCAGCUUGACACAACGCCGAUGGCAGGCGCAACUUGGCGCUAGUGGUGGAGAGGCAGAUGAUGGUGACAGGCAAGGGGUGGGUGAUGAUGCACUGACCCAUGCUGGCGGUGGUGGCGAGCCAGACGACGGGCACGACAAUGAACUCAUCACAUGGCGUGUCCAAUUCGCAAAGUUUGUGUGCUAUCGUGCAUUUACCGCGCCCACUCAUCGCAUGGUUUGCAUAACAUGCAUGCCGCCUGUUGCUGCCCAGGGACUUGCUCAAUGGAUCAUUGUAGGCCCGGUUUACGUUUGA